UUAUAUAUAUGAAAACCUCAAGUCUGUUUGGAUUUUCUGUAGAGUGUAGUCCUAUGGAAUAAUAUUCAGAUCUUCAUAAAAGUUGCAAUUUGCCUUUGGUGAAAAUACAGUUACAAAGGUGUCCUUCUAGGUAAAAGAUGGCAUCGUAUGUAGAUAUGAGCUUAGAUGAUAUAAUACAAAAAAAGAAACGAGGAAAUCAAAAUAGUAAUUUCAGAAAAACCGGCAAACCAAAAGGACCUCGGGUAUUAAAUCUAGAUAUAAUUGAUGCUAGGAAUAAAAUCGUCUCUAAGAAAAGGACUCAAAUUAGAGAUGCAAGAGAAAAAUUAGCUGAACUAGCUAAACAAAAGGAUGCUCGAUUAAAAUUACAACAAUUGAGGGCGAAAAAGGCUUCAAAUAAACCAUCAGGAUCACAUGGAAUACAAAACAAGCAGAGGCCAAUGAAAACAUAUAUAAAAAGAGAUAGACUUUUUACAGACCCGUCUCGUCAAGUUGUAUAUCAACCCUUACAAAAUAAAAACUUAGGAAGGAAACAAAGAAAUAAUCAAAGAUUUUUAGAAGAAAGAACAUUUGCUUCAACUUCUUUGCCCAAGUUACCGAUAAAGCCUAUAGUGCGUACCAUAGAGAAUGAUCUUGAAAUCAUUGAUGAUCCUAUGGGUGAAGAUUACAAUCCUGCACCCAUAUUAUCCAAUAGAAAAGCUAGCCUACAGCUGAAAAUAAUAGCACACAACAGUGACAACCAGAGGAUGGCAAUCAGGGAAAGAGAGAUAAGUCCACCAAGACCACCGUCAAUUCUAAAAAAACGACCUAUGGCAGCUUUGCGUAUGGAAAAAUCUGAAGAGGAUAUUGAAAAACCUCCUCUUGAAUACAGAAUUAUUGUUAGCAAUUUACGCAAUACUGUUACAGGAGGUGACAUAAAGGAAUUAUUUGAUGAUGUUGGUGGUAUGCUAGAAUCUCGUCUCGUUAGACCUGGUACUGCUGAGGUAAUAUAUAAAAGUCUGGAAGAUGCACAGAGAGCUGUGGACUUGUAUCAUAAUCGACAAUUGGAUGGCCAACCCAUGAACUGCCUCCUUGUCACUCCGAGAACUACAUCCAAAAGCAGUUCGAAACCAGCUCUAAUAAGCAGCAAUUCCACCGUAGAACCGGAUUUAUCGACUUUUCAUAAAGUGCUCUUUAGUCACUUCUAGAGUUAAGACUGGCGACGUAAGUAGGCAGGCUUUUUGCACGCAUUUUGUCUUUUGAUAUUAAUUGAUAAUGUAUGAUUAAAAAAUAAACAAUUAAAAUCGA
This is a messenger RNA of Colias croceus (clouded yellow), 1284 nucleotides long. It is a transcript of the gene Poldip3, whose product is annotated as polymerase delta-interacting protein 3-like. Gene Ontology annotation, biological process: mRNA export from nucleus. Gene Ontology annotation, cellular component: nucleus. The transcript is spliced from 8 exons. Lineage: Eukaryota; Metazoa; Arthropoda; Insecta; Lepidoptera; Pieridae. The coding region runs from base 138 to 1184 and encodes 348 amino acids. The record is from RefSeq and is a predicted model, not a curated record. Gene Ontology annotation, molecular function: mRNA binding.